Molecule: messenger RNA, 201 nt
Organism: Arctia plantaginis
Lineage: Eukaryota; Metazoa; Arthropoda; Insecta; Lepidoptera; Erebidae
Source: the annotation of a GenBank genome assembly
AUGAGUCCGCCAGUUCAACUCAUUACGACCGGCUGUAGCUUCUACGCGAUGAGCCCGCCUGCUCAGCUCACCUCGACCGGCUGUAGUAGAUUGUUUGGUGAGAGUCCGCCUGCUCAACGUCCCACCACCGAUGGUUCGCAUGCUGUGGCACCCAGCAUCGGCUCCAGAUGCGCCCCGACGCUCCCCGGGAAGCGACCGUAA